Messenger RNA from Vicia villosa (hairy vetch), 1062 nucleotides. RefSeq lists its product as uncharacterized. The record is from RefSeq and is a predicted model, not a curated record. NCBI's taxonomy places the organism in Eukaryota, Viridiplantae, Streptophyta, Magnoliopsida, Fabales, Fabaceae. Gene Ontology annotation, molecular function: DNA helicase activity. The transcript is spliced from 2 exons. Gene Ontology annotation, biological process: DNA repair; telomere maintenance. The coding region runs from base 1 to 1062 and encodes 353 amino acids.
AUGAACCAGAAUGGGCUAUCGAGUAGAAUAUUUGGAGGGAAAGUUAUUGUUUUCGGUGGAGAUUUCCGGCAGAUUCUUCCUAUUGUUCCAAGAGCAUCCUGUUCCGAUAUUGUUCAUGCAUCAAUAUUCUCAUCUUAUGUGUGGGACUACUGCAAGGUCCUCACUCUAACAAAAAACAUGAGGCUUAAGAAUGGUAAAGGUAAUAACAACAAUAAUGAAAUAACAGAGUUCUCGAAAUGGAUAUUGGAUGUCGACGAUGGUAGGAUAUCCGAACCAAAUGAUGGAUUGGUUGAUAUAGAGAUCCCUCGGGAAUUAUUAAUUACAGAUUUUGAAGAUCCCAUUCAAGCCAUCGUUGAAAGCACAUACCCGGAUUUGUUGCAGAAUUAUUAUCGUCUUUAUUAUUUACAAGGCAAAGCAAUUCUUGCAUCAACAAUUGAAGUUGUUGACAAAAUCAAUCAUUAUAUUUUGGAUCUAAUACCAGGAGAAGAAAAGGAAUAUCUCAGUUUUGACAAGAUAGAUAAAACUGAUGCGACUUACACUGAAGCUUACGAAGUUCUAACACCUGAAUUCUUGAGUAAUCUAAGAACAUCCGGUCUACAAAAUCACAUUCUCAAAUUGAAGGUUGGUACACCAAUUAUGUUGAUGAGAAAUUUAGACCAAUCUCAAGGAUUGUGCAAUGGCACAAGACUUAUUGUUACAAGAUUAGCCAAUCACGUCAUUGAGGCAAGAAUUAUUUCUGGCAAGAAUAUAGGUAACCUCUUUUACAUUCCUCGAAUGUCUAUGUCGCCGUCAGAGUCUCCGUGGCCAUUUAAGUUGAUUAGGCAACAAUUUCCAAUAAUUGUCUCUUAUGCCAUGACAAUUAAUAAAUCCCAAGGUCAAUCCCUUGAUACUGCUGGAUUAUAUUUGCCUACUCCCGUGUUUAGUCAUGGUCAAUUAUAUGUUUCCAUAUCGAGAGUUACCAACAAAAACGGUCUAAAGAUAUUGAUUCAUGACAACGACAGUGUUCCGUGCUCGACCACUACAAAUGUAGUGUACAAGGAAGUUUUUCUAUCACUUUAUUAA